GCUCCCGGCGCGCCCCGCGGUGGGGGCGGGGCCACAGCGGCGCCCGGACUACAACUCCCGUGGUGCCCCGCGGCGCAGGAGCCCUGGGGCCGGAGGCAGCGCUGGGGAUGGGGGGCGACACCGGGGGGAGCCGGGCCCUGCUGGGGGCCGCGCUGCUGGCGCUGCCCUGGGCCCCCUCGCUGGCGGCGGUGGCGGCGGGGGGGGGCCCCGAGGGCUUCGGGAGCCGUGCCGUCACCGCCACCGACGACCUGCUGUGGCGGCUGGGCCACGCCGCCUGGGCCAGGCUGGAGGGCUGGCUGGGCCCCGAGCCGCUGCGGCUGCUGGCGGAGGGCCUGGCCGCCGUGCUGUGGCUCGUCUCCUCCGCCAUCUCGGCCGCCCUGGCCGUGCUCAGCGCCAUCGCGGGGGACAUCCUGAGCGCCUGCGGCCUGGGCGGGGCCUGGCUGGUGCGCGGGGCGGCGCUGGCCCCCGGCGAGGUGCAGCGGGUGCUGCUGUGGGGGCUGGUGGCGCUGGCGGGGGCCCGGCUGCUGCCGCGGCUGCUGGGGCUGGUGCUGGCCCCGCUGCGGCCGGCGCUGCGCUGGCUGAAGCUGUGCUGCUUCCUGGGAGCCUUCCUCCGUGUGGCGGCCACCGAGGGCAGCAGCCCCACGGCGCAGGCGGCGAUGCUGCUGGGGCUCUGGGGGCUCUACGUCCUGCUGGGGGGCGGCGGGGGGCACCCCCCCAGCCCCGAGGUGCGGCUGGAAGCCGCCGUCCGCAGCCUCGAGUGGAAGGUGGAGGAGCUGUGCCGGCGGCAGAGGUGGGGGGGCCCCCAGAACCGGGAGGAGGAGUGAGAGGGUGCGGGGGGGGCCUGGGUUGCCCCCCAGCCCCAUGUGUGUGACCCCUGGUGUGUCCCCCGGCGUGUGCGCCCCCCACCCCGCUCGCCCCUUCCUCCACCACACGUGUGCCUGGUGACCCCGUGGGGCAGGCGCCAUCCCGGCAGCCCCCGUCCCGCUGCCCCCCAAAGCUGGGGAGCCGCUCCCCGUGCCCCCCCCUCAGUGCCUUCACCGAGCCCACAGUGCUUUGUCCCCCAGGGGGCACGACAGCAGCCCCCAGCCCCAAACCCUCGCCCGCCAAAGAGCAGAGGGCAGCCUGUCCGUCCGUCCGUCUCUGGAGGUGGCUGGGGGGCGGGAAGGGGACCCCGAAGAUGGGUGUCGUCCCCCCCGUGGGAUGGCGGCCGUGCCCCGUGCUGCCGGCUCGGUUUGCAAGCUGCUUUUUGAACGGUUUUGGUAUGCGGUGCCAAAUAAAUAGUUUCACAAGUG
Molecule: messenger RNA, 1292 nt
Organism: Cygnus atratus (black swan)
Lineage: Eukaryota; Metazoa; Chordata; Aves; Anseriformes; Anatidae
Gene: TMEM109
Product: transmembrane protein 109
Exons: 4
Coding region: 108-824 (238 amino acids)
Biological process (GO): cellular response to gamma radiation; intrinsic apoptotic signaling pathway in response to DNA damage by p53 class mediator
Source: RefSeq, a predicted model, not a curated record